GGGGUGGUCUCGACAUGGAAGCGCGACUACACGUCAGUUCUCAGGAUCCCCCCGGGUUCUCUGCCCAGCAUGGCCACCUUCGUCAACCAGAGCAAGCCCAACUUCCGGGUCACCAGCAUGAAAGACCCCUCUCCCCUCAUCAGCUACCACGGCGACGGCUGGAUGCCCACCUACACCCAGAACUCUGUGGAGUCCUCGGCCAGCAGCCACGGCCACGAGAUGCGUGCCAGCGUCAUUAGGAAAACCUCAGACGUGACGUCUUCCUGACCUCUGACCGACAAGAGUCUGAUCACUGCCUGCAGCGCUCAGGAGCCACGAGGGGCCGCAUGCGUCAGGGGAUGAGCUUUAAAGGGUCUGCCUGAUGCAGUGUGCUCAUUGCUCCUGGUUGAGAGGCUCUGCAGACCACCCAUGUUCAGGAGGAACAGCCCCCUGCUCUAGCACCUAACCCCCCCCAAACUGCUUUUACUCUGAAGUUCUCAUCAGUUUUACCACUUAAAACUAAUUAACAAACCUGUUACUGUUGACUCAGAAUGUUUAA
Molecule: messenger RNA, 538 nt
Organism: Austrofundulus limnaeus
Lineage: Eukaryota; Metazoa; Chordata; Actinopteri; Cyprinodontiformes; Rivulidae
Product: interferon regulatory factor 2
Biological process (GO): regulation of transcription by RNA polymerase II; immune system process
Cellular component (GO): nucleus
Molecular function (GO): DNA-binding transcription factor activity, RNA polymerase II-specific; RNA polymerase II cis-regulatory region sequence-specific DNA binding
Source: RefSeq, a predicted model, not a curated record